Molecule: messenger RNA, 1975 nt
Organism: Pogona vitticeps (central bearded dragon)
Lineage: Eukaryota; Metazoa; Chordata; Lepidosauria; Squamata; Agamidae
Source: RefSeq, a predicted model, not a curated record
AAGAAAUGAGCCGAUGGAUGUCCCCAGAACCGCUGCCCCGGCAAGCGAAGUGAACCUGCUGAAGGGAACUGAGAUAGGUGAGGAAGAAUGUGGAUUGAAAGAGGAUCAGUCAACAGAGAGAGACAAGGAACCUAAUGAGUUCAGGGACCAUCUUACAGCUACAGUAUGCCAGCCUUCCAAAAUGCCUACGAGGGAGGAAACACCCACAACCCUCAAAUACAGCCCAAAGUUUCCUUGCAAAUCAGAACCUGACAGGAUCCAUGCCAGAAAGAACCAUAAUGAAUGUGUCACAUCAGAAGAAGCAUUCCAGGAAAAUGUAUACUCUGAUAAACAACAGAGGGUGGUAACUGGAGAAAUAAAACCUGAAUUUUUGGAAAAUGUGGAAGGAGAUCAUUUGGACAUGUAUCGGUAUGAUCGUGCAGAAGAGGACCCUAAGGAUUCUGCGAGUGGGGAGAGUUACAGAAUUCAAAGUGAGGGAAGGCUGUUUGAAUGUUCUCAGUGUGGGAAAGGCUUCCUUCAGAGAAAAAAUUUGAUGAUCCACCAGAAAUCUCAUACUGGAGAGAAACUGUACAAGUGUUAUCAGUGUGGGAAGAGCUUCAGUCAGAGACGAAAUUUGAAUACACAUCAACGGAUUCAUACUGGAGCUAAACCGUACAAAUGUUAUCAAUGUGGAAAAUGCUUCAGCCUGGAAAAAUAUUUGAAAGCACACCAAGGCAUCCAUACUGGAGCUGAAGCAAAACCGUAUAAGUGCUCCCAGUGCACGAAGUCCUUCUACCAGGAAAAAGCUUUGCUGAUCCAUCAGCAGAUUCAUACCGGAGAGAAACCAUAUGAAUGCUCUCAGUGUGGGAAGUGCUUCAGUCAGAGAAGAAAUCUGAAUACACAUCAAAGGAUUCAUACUGGAGCUAAACCAUACAAAUGUUUUCAAUGUGGAAAAUGCUUCAGCCUUGGAAGAUAUUUGAAAGUACACCAACGCAUCCAUCCUGGAGGCGAAACAAAAUCUUAUAAGUGCUCUCAGUGUGGGAAGUCUUUCAACCAGAAAAAAUGGUUGUUGGUCCAUCAGCGGAUUCAUACCGGAGAGAAACCGUACAAAUGCUCUCAGUGUGGGAAAUGUUUCAGUCAGCAAGGAAACCUGAGGAGCCACUGCAGGAUUCAUACUGGAGAGAAACCACACAAAUGCCUGGAGUGUGGGAAAAGCUUCAAGCGGAGCAACCAGUUGAAAAUCCAUCAGAUAAUUCAUACCGGAGAGAAACCGUACGAAUGCUCUCAGUGUGGGAAAUGCUUCAAUCAGCAAGGAAACCUGAUGAACCACUGGAGGAUUCAUACUGGAGAGAAACCACACAAAUGCCUGGACUGUGGGAAAAGCUUCAAGCGCAUCAGCCAGUUAAAAACCCAUCAGAUCAUUCAUACUGGAGAGAGGCCGUAGAAAUGCUUUCAGUGUGGGAAAAGCUUCAAAGCGGCAAAAUACUUGAAGAAACAUGAAAAAAAUCAUAACGAUCAUAUGAAAGCCCUCCACAUUGGAAAUGUUUCAGUUAGUGACUUCACCUGAAUGAUCACCUGGGAAUCGUUGUAGGACAAGGGCCAUACAGAUGCCUUGAGCAUCAGAAAAAUGUUUUUUGGAUAGUCUAUCUGAGUUUUACGGGAUGGUACUACAGUACGACUGUGCUAUCCACAGGGGAUCGUUUCCAAGCCGAAAUAUUAAACACUAUACAUUUCAUCGUCUGUCCCGCUCUAGUGGCCAGUUCCGCUAAAUGCACCCGGGAUAUGCAUAUCAAUAAGUAUUCGGUCCAUGUAUUUAGGAUUUAGAGACAGCAGGUAAAUUAACCAGUGGAUGCUGAUCCCACGGAUAGCAGGGUCCUACUGUAUUUUGAAUAUCCUACAGCUGGAAAGGCCCAGUGGCUGAGGUUCCCAACCUUGGGUCCCUGGAUGUACAUGGACCAUGACUCCCUGAAAUCCUGGUCAGCACACCUAGUCAUGA